Molecule: messenger RNA, 5893 nt
Organism: Spirodela intermedia
Lineage: Eukaryota; Viridiplantae; Streptophyta; Magnoliopsida; Alismatales; Araceae
Source: the annotation of a GenBank genome assembly
AUGGCGGCGACGGCGAUGAGGGGGGUGGCUUGCACCCGUAUCACCCUCGUCCAACACCGCCCUCAGGUCUGUUGGAUCUCCUAGUAGCAUCACUAACUUUCAUUUCCUAUAGCGUACUGUUUACUGGUCUGUUUAAUUCGACGGAGCCUCGAGGUGAAAUCGUGCUGUUCGCGGUGUUUUCAUUUUGUUUCGUUUAUUCUUAUUCAUUCUUUCACGCCCAGCGAUAGAGCGUGUAUGUCUCUCCGAGUAGGGGAAUGGGUUCACUCUUGUGCAAUAGCCUCCAGCUGCUGCGGCGAUUUUUGGUUUUUACCGGAAACUUACCGUUUCUUCCGUAUUAUAGCUGAAAAUGAAUUCAGUCUGCCCGAGGAGGAUUAUCAGAAGCCGAACGAGUAGAUCAUCCAUACUUGCUCGGUAUUCUCGGACAGAGGAGUUUUCCACUCGCAUUCAAGGUACUCCAUGUAUGAAUGUACUCUGGAACUCCAUAUCUCCCUCGUAUUAUCUGUUGGUGUCAUCAGAAAGGGUAAGUGAUUUGAAAUUUUGCCAUCAAGUCUUCAAGGUGUCACCAACCAAAAUAGUCCCGAGAUACUUAGGUGAGCCAUUGAAAAUGGUGCCCGAAAAAGACCUUGGUCUCCUCAUGCUUUUUAAUGAUCUCUAAUGUUGCCUUGAGUGACUGCCAAGAAUUUUGCUAUAAAAAAAUCAAGUAUUAACAUGCGAUUACUGUACCGCACCUUACAUUCCAAAAAUAUGUCGCUGAAUAUCACAUGAGGUGAAACAUUAUACCAGACCGCUACCCAAACGUUGAAUAGUGGCAUGAUUUACUUCAUAUUUGACCUAAAUACUCGAUAAAUAUAAAUUUGAUUAGGUUCUGUACAAAGGAGUCUUAAAACCUAGUGACGCCCGCAACCAUACUCACCUUGAUCAUCUUCAUUGCGGUUGAACUCGUGGUGUUGAGUAACAUGUACUUUGUACGGAUUCAUUGACCUCCGUGCAAAUACCCGCCCACAUAUGUCAUAAAUGUCUUAAAUAAUGGAAAUUUCUCUAAUAACUUAUUUCUAUGUUUUAAUGACAUGUCGGGGAAGGAAGCUUUAGCAUAAGAUUGUAAACCAACUUCCCCAUUCCAACUAGUAGUGCAAAAUAUUUUCGCAGAUGAAAGCGGCUAACCUUGAAUCUGUCAUGUUAGGAGAGAGACAGAGGAAUUGAAGAAUCAUUGAUCUUUUUUCUUUCUUUUUAUUUCUUUUUCUUUUUCUUUGUACAACAUAGGAAAUCUUGUAGAAGAUAUAUUCUCUUAGUUGACCGAAUUCGUUUUGUUGCUUUAGAUAGAAUUGGUGAAUUACCAAAACUCGUGGAAGACAUCAUUCAAACAUCAAUCAACACAGGGCCUCGAGGUGCGCUGAGGCUGGCCCAAGGGAUUCAGGCCGUCAUAGGUGUUGGUGGGGAAUGGUUAGCUGAUGUCUCAAAGGUAUUGGUAUUAUCUUUUAUUUUAUCUUCAUGCUUGUCUUGAUCUGGUAUGUCAAUACUAUUUCGAGUAUUUUGGUUUUUUCUCAGGCUUGAUACAUCAGCAUUGAUGGAUUUGUCUUUGUAAUUUGGCUACAUGCAGUUAAAUCCAUCUCAGUGUGGCUUUGCAUUCCUGAUUUGAUUGUGCGAAUUAUCGUACAUAUUUUUUAAAAUGUGUCACGAUUCAGUCUUCUUUUCCUCAUCUUUUAUUUACGGACCACCAACAACUAUGAUUCAUUUGGACCUUUGUUCGGGUGGGUCUUGUAUGGUUAAUUAUCUAAUCUUCUCUUGGAGACAGAAAUCUCGUAUUCAUUGAGCCAGCGGAUGGGCAAAGACUGAAUAUUUUUCUAAUUUUGCAGACGAUCAAUUCAUCAAGCACAUUACCCAAUGAAAUGCAAUUCGGAUUAAUUUCCCCUCUUUAUCUACGUAAGCUAUUUGAACGCAUGGGAGCCACCUACAUAAAGUUAGGCCAAGUAUGUUGUACUUUUUUGUUAUUUGAGACAGAUAAUGCCUUUUCUUCUUCUUUUUUCCGUUCUGCAAUAGGCGCUUGCAUUUAUAAGCCUCUGUUUACUCAGUCCCAUCUUUACUAAUCUUUUUCUGUACCAAAUGUACUAGAUCGGAUCAUGAAGCUAUUAGAAAUUCACAUUAUGUUUACCGGCUGCAGCCCUCUGGCCGAAGUCUAGAUCUUCACUGUGAGAUACCUGAACUGUGCCAAAAUCUAUAUGGAUAAUAUCUAACUUGGCAUGAGAUACAUUCAGUUUCAUUUGCAAUAGAAAUGUGGUAUUUGGUGUUGAUCUUCUGAAUAUCUCGACACACAUAAAUUCAAUUUUACCUGGAAGCGGAAGAAUAAUAUGAUGGGAAUGUGUGCUAAGCAGAAUGGAACUUUGUCUCUUGAAUGACAUGGGAGGGGGAUUGGUGGAGUGGUCGUGUCAUAAACAUACCAAAUGUAGUGCCUAGAUAAUUCCAAAGAAGAUCCAGACAGGUAGAGUGGAAAAAACACUCUCCAUGGUCACCAUGGUCACCAUAGGUGUCAUUUCUCUCACGUAUCGUUUGGGCUCGUUUGACUCGGAUAUUGUUAUUCUAUGAACAUUCAUCAAAUGUAUGGCCACUUUUUAUUUCUCGUGAUUCGUUUUUUCGUCCUGUCAUUUUUCCCUUUUCACUUUGAUGGGUUGUGGUGUUGAACUAGGCAUCUCGGGUCACUAUUUUGCAGUUUAUUGCAUCUGCGCCAACUUUAUUCCCUGCGGAAUAUGUUGAAGAAUUUCAGAACUGCUUUGAUAGGGCUCCGGCUGUUCCAUUUAAGGAGAUUGAGGUUAUUCUGCGUGAAGAUUUGGGGAAGCCGCUAGAUAGUGUGUAUGAGUAUAUAGACCCAGUGCCAAUUGCCUCAGCGUCAAUUGCUCAGGUUUGUGCAAAUAAUUUUUUUUGGCGAAGAUAUUGAUUGAUUGAAAGGAUGAUUAAAGCAGGAUCCUUUAGCUCCCUGUUGCAGGUUCAUGCUGCAAGGCUAAAAGGUUCAAAAGAAGAUGUGGUGAUAAAGAUUCUGAAGCCCGGUAUAGAGGAUGUACUGGUUGCAGAUUUGAACUUUAUUUAUGUUGUUGCACGCAUCCUGGAGUUCUUAAAUCCUGAGCUUCGUCGGACUUCACUGGUAUGGGACUAAUUGACUCUUCUUUAUCUUCGUUUUGUUUGGAUACUUUGGAUACAUCAUCAAAUGUUCAGCUAGCAACCCAUUACGUCUUUCCAUGAAUAGUGACAAAAAAAAUAUUCGUAUCAGGUAGACAUAGUUGAGGAAUAACUCAGCAUGUGCAUGCAUAUUUCUGGCUUUUCUGCCCGCCUACAGAAUCACCUAUGAAUGGUACUGUGACCCUGAAGAUUUGGGCUAUUUUCUUACAAUUACUGGUUUUCUGAUCUGUUUUUUAUGUUCUUCAUAUUGGUGUAUACUAAUACGUUCAACAGAUGUAAUUUCUGCGUUUGAGAGCCAGAAUCUUUCUGCCAACUUUCCCAAAUUCAACCAGAUUCAUAUCAUACACCUGAUAAAGCCUAAUUGUUUUCUUCCACCAUUUAUGGAGUCUUCACCACAGUUGGUUUGCCAAUUGUAUGUUUUUCUUCAUCUAAGUUUUCGUCAUUGUUGUACGUCUACAUUUAUGUUAAAAUGAAGAAGAUUUAUUCUAUCACAAAAUUACCUGUGCUCGAAUUUUUUUUAAUCUCAUUUGACGGAUAGGCACUGUGAUUUUAUGCUCUAUUUUCAUUUCUCCUUUAUGGAUUCUCGUUGAUAACUAUGUCUACUCAUUGUGCCUUCUUCCAUAUCUGGAAGUAUAUGCAUUGGGACAUCCUCAAUCCCUUCCAUUGCUCUUUAAUAUUGUUUCCCUUGUGUUUAAUCACUAGUUCUUGGACUUCAUCUCUCCAUUGUGACCAUCCCUAUUAUUUACCAGUUGCUUACAACAUCUACGGUUUCUAUGUUGUGGUCCAAUAGGUAGGCAUCAUAAAAGAUAUAAAGGAAUCAAUGCUUGAAGAAGUUGAUUUUCAAAAGGAGGCUGCAAAUAUUGAUGCCUUUCGGAGGUAUCUCGAGAAUGUUGGACUCACAAGACAAGCUGCAGCUCCUAAAGUCUACUGGAGCUGUAGCACUAAACGGGUAUUAACAAUGGAGAGGCUUUACGGAGUUCCUCUCACUGAUCUUAAUUCGAUAAAAUCCUUUACAUCUGACCCAGAGAUGAGCUUAGUGACUGCACUCAAUGUCUGGUAGGUCUUUUGGAAGCCUAACUUCUUAUUCUAUCAUAAUCAAUGUGAAAUAUUUGUCCGUUAUAUUAUUGUCUCGUUAAGCUGCUAACACCACCAGUUCCUUGUAAUGUUAGUUCGUCAUACUUUUGUAAUAUGUGAUACUAAAUUGCAAUCUGCUUAUGUAGGUUUGGAAGCUUGCUUGCAUGUGAAACAUUUCAUGCAGAUGUACAUGCUGGAAACUUGUGGCUACUUCGUGACGGCAGAAUUGGGUUCCUGGAUUUUGGUACGUACUCUCGAUCAUUGAUAUCCAUUUCUAGUUAUUGCUUUUACACCAGUCAUCAUCCUUUUAUGAGAUUAAAAUAGACAUUUCACAUUGAAGUUGUAAAAAUGAAAUUUGGACGUUGUAGAGUCCUGCGUUCAAUGGUAUUCAGCGGCUUUCAGUGAUAUUCUGAGUUUACCAAGUUUGUUCAGAAAUAAAGGUUGUUGGUUUCAGGCCCUUGUACCCCUUUACGUGGAAUACAUGAAUUUAUUGACUGGCUAUUUUCUUCCCUAGCGUAUGGCCACAUUGCUAGGGUCAACUAUCUUUUCCUCGUUUAUAGAAACAAGAGAUCGCACUGAACAUUGACAAAACAAUGUCAUAUUCUUCGUUCUGUCCGGCUGAUCUCACAAACUUUCGGCACUGGUUAUUAUUAUUAGGUUGCCCUUUUUUUUGUUUUUUCUUUUUUUCUUUUUUUUUUGCGAUUUGAGAAGGUGAUGAUAUUCAUGAUGAACUUACUACAAAAGAUCGGUCUAUACAGGAAUAGUAGGACGUAUUUCCCCAAAAACAUGGGCUGCAAUGGAAACAUUCUUGGCAUCAUUUUCCAGUGAGCAGUACGACGCAAUGGCCGUUGCCUUGAUCGACAUGGGUGCUACAGAGAAGAGCGUAGAUGUCAAGGCCUUCGCGAAAGACUUGGAAAAAAUAUUCUCUUCAAUCAAGGUACCUCCUGUGAAUCUUACUACUUAUGUCAGCAAAUGGGAAAGCGUUUUUACUCACCUUGUUGGCAUUGAGUAAAUGCCAUAACCUACAUGUUUCUUCAGACUUCAACUCUGAUUCGUACAUCAUUUAUCCAAAUUGUUCUCUUUUAACUACCCAUAUUGUACACUUAUCCAUAUUUGCUUCAAAGAACUAAACUAGGAAUCAUUAUUCCUGUAAACACUUGAAAGCGGAUUCUGUAUCUGUUCAAAAUUCGAGUUAUAUUUGCACUAAUGAAAUUGUUUAAAAUAUCCAACCUAAGUUCCGUCUUCCUGCUGAGCAGGACUUGGACACAGAAAUAAUUGUGGCCACUGCAAGAGGACCCAAUGCAGCCGCUGUUUCCGCGAAUGUGAUUAUAGAUGAAAGGCAGAUGAAUGCUUUGUUCUUGGAUGUGGUAUGUGGUGAAAUACCUUCCCAGUUUAUUAUUUUUUCCUUAACCAUUUUCGGAACCACUUGAUGUGUUCAUGAUGCUGUGCUUUGCAGGUGAGGGUGAGUGAAUCCUAUGGGCUGAGAUUUCCCCGGGAGUUUGCCCUUUUAAUGAAGCAGCUUCUAUAUUUCGACCGUUACACUCGCCUGCUGGCUCCUACCCUGAACAUGCUUCAGGACCAGAGGAUCACCAUUGCUUCCAAUCGGAGGGUGAGAAGGCCACCACCAUUUGAGAAAGUCACAGAUAUAUAG